AUGGCGGUUAUUGUGGUGGUGAAGGUGAUGAUGAUGGUUAUGAUAAUUGUAAUAAAGAAGAUGAAAAUAAUAAUGAUGGUGAUGAUGAUAGAAAUGAUUAAUAUGAUGGUGAUAACCAUGGUGGUGAUGAUUGAAGAUGGUCAUGGUAAUGGUGAUGGAGAUAUUGUAGUUGAUAAUGGUAGUGAUGAUUAUGAUGACGAUGGUAAUAAUGUAGAUGAUAAUAGUGAUAAAAAAGAAGAUUUUGGAGAGGAAGAUGCUUAUGAUGUGUGUGAAGAUGAUGAUGAUAGUGAUAAUGAAAAUGAUGAUAAUCAUUGUGAUCGACAUGAUGGCACCAGUGAUGAUGAUGAUAAUCAUUAUGAGGAUAAUGCAAAUGGUAGUGAAGAUGAUACUGUGAUAACUGAUAAUAAUGGUGAAAUCGGUGAUGGUGAUGAUAAUUCUGUUGAUGAUGAAGGUAUUGAUUAUGAUGGUAUUAUCGAUGAAAAUGAUUCUGGCAGUGAUGAGAGUUAUGCUAAUGAUGGUGAUAAUUGUGAAGAUGUUGAGGAUACUGCUGCUGAGAGUGAUUUUGUUAAUUAUGGUGAUAGUGAUGAUGGUAAUGGUAAUGAUGGUGAACAUUAUAUUGAUGAGAUAAAGGUGAAGAAUGAUGUUGAUCAUAUUGAUGAUCAAGGUUAUGAUAAUGGAGACAAUGAAAAUGAUGAUGGGGAUGAUGUUGAGAAUGACAAUGGUGAUGGACAUGGUGAUAAUCAUGGUGAUCAUGAUAAUGCUGUUGUCCAUGAUUGUAAUUUUAUUGGUGAUGAUGAGGAUGGUGAAGAUAAAGAUAAUGGUGAUAAUGAAGAUGAUGAAAUAAUGAUAGUAAUUUUCAUGUUGGUGAUGAUGAUGGCCAUAAUGGGGAACAAUAUGGUGAAAGUAAUGGUGAUAAUGAUGGUAAGGAUCAUGAUAUGCAGAGGUAAGAAUGAGAAUGAAUCUGAUAAAAGGGAGCUGGUGUUCGAAGAAGAUGGACAAGAGUAUGCUCAGGUACUGAAAAUGUUGAGAAAUGGAGUUAGAAAAGCAAUGUGUUUCUAUGGUAUAUAGAGGUUAUGUCACAUCAGAGGGAAACUGAGAAAAAAUGAUAACAGUGCUGAUAUAAUUAAAUACAAUGCAGAUGAAGCUACAAGCCUGAAGACAUAUGGUGAACUUCUGGAGUAUGCUGAAAUCAAUGAACGUGACACAUUUGGCCCUGGAGAUGAUGACAAAAUUAAUUUUGAUGACGCUGGAGAUGUUGAUGAAGAUAUUGAUGAUAUCUAA
This is a messenger RNA of Galeopterus variegatus (Sunda flying lemur), 1281 nucleotides long. RefSeq lists its product as uncharacterized. Gene Ontology annotation, biological process: translational initiation. Gene Ontology annotation, molecular function: translation initiation factor activity; RNA binding. Gene Ontology annotation, cellular component: cytoplasm. The record is from RefSeq and is a predicted model, not a curated record. Lineage: Eukaryota; Metazoa; Chordata; Mammalia; Dermoptera; Cynocephalidae.